AUGCAUGGCGUUGUGAGCGAUCGCGCGGGCGCGUGGUACGUCACCACUGAUGACUCAGUACUGCACGUCUCUUCGGCCGGGCGCGUGCGCAGCGUGGCAACGGUGGAAGCACAAGACCCCGGCCUCCGCGGCAUCGCCAUUAGCCCGGAUCUCAGCGCGCUGUUUGUGGCGGACUCUGGCGGCCACAAGAUUCUACAGGUGGAGGCUGCGACUGGAGCGGUGACCACGCUUGCGGGCAGUGGCGAGGAUGGCGACACUGACGCUGUGGGCGGCGCGGCGCAGUUCACAAGCCCACGCGGCGUCGCCAUCAGCCCGGACGGUAGCGCACUCUUUGUUGCUGACUUCCGCGGUUUCAAGAUCCGCCGGGUGGAGGUGGCGACUGGCGCGGUGACCACGGUGGCGGGAAGCGGCACCAAUGGCAGUGUCGAUGGCGUGGGUGGCGCGGCGCAGUUCUACUACCCAAGCGGCGUCGCCAUCAGCCCGGACGGAAGCGCUCUGUUUGUGGUGGACUGCUUGGGCCACAAGAUCCGGCGGGUGGAGGUGGCAACUGGAGCGGUGACCGCGCUUGCGGGCAGCGGCACUAUGGGCAGCGUUGAUGGCGUGGGUGGCGCGGCGCAGUUCAGCUACCCACACGGCGUCGCCAUCAGUCUGGACGGCAGCGCAUUGUUCGUGGCGGACGUCAGCAACCAAAAGAUCCGCCGAGUGGAGGUGGCGACGGGCGCGGUGACCACGCUCGCGGGCAGCGGCACCAUGGACAGUGCUGACGGCGUGGGCGGCGCGGCACAUUUCCACAACCCA
Emiliania huxleyi CCMP1516 is the source of this 798-nucleotide messenger RNA. RefSeq lists its product as hypothetical. The annotation marks the transcript as partial. The transcript has a single exon. The record is from RefSeq and is a predicted model, not a curated record. Lineage: Eukaryota; Haptophyta; Isochrysidales; Noelaerhabdaceae.